AGAACUGAAAUGACACAUUUGUCCUUUACUCCAACCACUCUGAAUACAAAGUUUCAGAUCCCCCACGUGAAUAUCGUACGACAAUGUGUCCUCCCACCUUCUUUAUCCGACACGUGUACAUCAGCCGAUACACGCCGUCGCUCCCUAUUCCCUCUCCCCAAAAACCCUAGCAAAACCCUAGCUAAACCCUCCUCCCUCUUCCCCCCCUCCGCCGCCGCCACAAUGCAAACCCUAGCCCCCUUCUCCUCCCACACCUCCGGCGCCGUCGCUCUCCGCCGUGUCCCGCCCCUCCGCGCCGCCGCCGCCGCCGCCGCCGCCGCCGAUGCUCCUACGCCGCCCGCCACCACGCAAGCGAUUCCCCCGGCGCCGCCGCGGAAGAUCAACCUCUACAGCUCCCGCAUCACGGAGCCCAAGUCCCAGGGCGGGUCCCAGGCCAUCCUCUACGGCGUGGGGCUCUCCGAAGCCGACAUGGCGAAGCCCCAGGUGGGGAUCUCCUCCGUGUGGUACGAGGGCAACACGUGCAACAUGCACCUCCUCCGCCUCGCCGAGGCCGUGCGCGAGGGCGUGCGCGACGCGGGGAUGGUGGGGUUUCGAUUCAACACCAUCGGGGUGAGCGACGCGAUCUCCAUGGGCACGAGGGGCAUGUGCUAUAGCCUCCAAUCGAGGGACCUCAUAGCGGAUAGUAUCGAGACCGUAAUGGCCGCGCAGUGGUACGACGCAAACAUUUCCAUCCCCGGAUGUGAUAAAAAUAUGCCAGGUACAAUCAUGGCAAUGGGGCGACUUAAUAGACCAAGUAUCAUGGUUUAUGGUGGAACUAUCAAGCCAGGUCACUUUCAGGGCAAUGCUUAUGAUAUCGUAUCUGCUUUUCAGUGUUACGGCGAGUAUGUCAGUGGCGCAAUCAAUGAUGAUGAAAGAAUGAAUGUGGUGCGCAAUUCAUGCCCUGGAGCAGGAGCUUGUGGUGGCAUGUACACAGCAAACACCAUGGCAUCUGCUAUUGAGACUAUGGGCAUGACACUUCCUUACAGCUCUUCUAUACCAGCUGAAGAUCCACUAAAGUUAGAGGAGUGCCGUAUGGCCGGGAAGUGCAUCUUGGAACUGUUAAAAAUGGAUCUGAAGCCUCAAGACAUUAUUACGGAGAAAUCGCUACGCAAUGCAAUGGUCGUUGUAAUGGCCCUAGGUGGGUCUACUAAUGCUGUUCUGCAUUUGAUUGCUAUAGCUAGGUCUGUCGGCCUCCAGCUGACCCUUGAUGAUUUUCAGAAGGUUAGCGAUAAGGUUCCUUUCCUUGCGGAUCUGAAGCCUAGUGGGAAAUAUGUUAUGGAAGAUUUACACAAGGUUGGGGGAACUCCUGCAGUUAUUCGAUACCUUCUUGAAGAAGGCUUUCUGGAUGGCGAUUGUAUGACUGUCACCGGGAAAACUCUUGAAGAAAAUGCGAAACUCUUCCCUCCUUUAGCUGAGGGACAGCAAAUAAUACGACCGUUGAAUAAUCCUAUCAAAUCAACGGGACAUAUACAGAUACUCUAUGGGAAUCUUGCUCCUGAGGGUUCUGUGGCGAAAAUCACUGGCAAAGAGGGUUUAUUUUUCUCUGGUCCAGCACUUGUUUUCGAGGGUGAGGAAUCAAUGAUUGAAGCACUUUCAGAAGAUCCUGAGAGAUUUAGGGGGAAGGUGGUUGUUAUUAGAGGAGAGGGACCAAAGGGUGGCCCUGGAAUGCCUGAGAUGCUGACACCUACGAGUGCAAUAAUGGGUGCUGGACUCGGGAAGGAGUGCGCCCUGCUCACUGAUGGUAGGUUCUCCGGAGGAUCGCAUGGAUAUGUUGUAGGCCAUAUAUGCCCCGAAGCGCAGGAAGGUGGCCCGAUUGGUCUUAUUGAAGAUGGCGACAUAAUCACCGUCGACAUCCUAAAGAAAAGAAUGGAUGUCGAUCUGACAGAACAGCAGUUGGAAGAGAGGAGGAAGAAAUGGACUCCGCCGCCUUACAAGGCCACAAAAGGAGUCCUCUAUAAGUACAUCAAGAAUGUGCAGUCUGCGUCAAGAGGAUGUGUAACAGACGAAUAAGGAGAGAUAUCACAUCAGUUUAUGAUGAUAAUAAGGUCGCUCUUUUCGGCAUUUCUAUUUAUCCUCGACCGAAGAGGAGAAUUCCUAGGAGCAAAAAAAUUUUCUUCCUGAAGAGUGUCUUAAGACUGUAGAGCUCAUUGAACUGCUAGGGAUUUUGCAGGAUUGUUGCUUUGUAAAAGAUUCAGGAACUGCACUGUUAACUUAUUUAUGGAUUUAUUUAGUGUGAAAAUUUUGAACAGCAUAAAUGUUUGAUUCAAUUUAA
Molecule: messenger RNA, 2311 nt
Organism: Ananas comosus (pineapple)
Lineage: Eukaryota; Viridiplantae; Streptophyta; Magnoliopsida; Poales; Bromeliaceae
Product: dihydroxy-acid dehydratase, chloroplastic
Exons: 14
Coding region: 10-2049 (679 amino acids)
Biological process (GO): branched-chain amino acid biosynthetic process
Cellular component (GO): chloroplast stroma
Molecular function (GO): dihydroxy-acid dehydratase activity
Source: RefSeq, a predicted model, not a curated record